UGCUAGUAGCUCGGUUCAGGCUCCGAGGACGGGCUGAAAACGACAGCAAGACAUAAGCUGUUUCUCCCCUCUCCAGAGGAAACACGGGCUGGGUUAAUUACCCGUUACGGUUCGGUGGCGGUGUUCCAACGGUAUUUAUAUCGAGUGGUGCCGUCCUGUGUUCUUUAUGUGAGGUCUAAGCCCUGACCAAACGGGUCACAGACGGGAGGAGAGACUCGGAGGAAAGCAUCUGUUUUCAAAGGCUUGGAUACUUUCUUUUAGUUUUUUAUUAAGUCCCUGAAACAGCCAACUGUUUUCCACCAAACCGCCAUCACCAUGGAGGCCAUUGCCAAAUAUGAUUUCAACGCCACUGCUGACGACGAACUCACGUUCAAGCGUGGAGAAAUCCUUAAAGUAUUAAAUGAAGAGUGUGAUCAGAACUGGUACAAGGCAGAGCUUAACGGAAAAGACGGAUUCAUUCCCAAGAAUUACAUUGAGAUGAGAGCCCAUCCGUGGUUCUUCGGGAAGAUUCCUCGUGCCAAAGCUGAGGAGAUGCUAAACAAACAGAGGCAUGAUGGAGCUUUCCUCAUCAGAGAGAGCGAGAGCGCCCCCGGAGACUUCUCCCUGUCUGUGAAGUUUGGAAAUGAUGUCCAGCACUUCAAAGUCCUUCGUGAUGGGGCUGGAAAGUAUUUCCUUUGGGUGGUGAAGUUUAACUCUCUCAACGAGCUGGUGGAAUACCACCGCACCACCUCCGUCUCACGCAAUCAGCAGAUCUUUCUUCGAGACAUUGAGCAGGUCCACCCGGCCCACCAGCAUCCCACGUACGUGCAGGCGCUCUUCGACUUCGCCCCACAGGAGGAAGGAGAGCUGGGUUUCCGACGUGGUGACGUGAUCCAAGUCCUUGACAACUCUGACCCCAACUGGUGGAAAGGCGGCUGCCACGGCCUAACGGGCAUGUUCCCCCGCAACUACGUCACCCCUGUCAAUCGGAGCAUGUAAACAGUCAGAACCAUGUGAAACCAGAACAACACAGCGACCAUCACUACCAUCAUCGCCAUCAUGAUUAUCGUUCGAUCUUCAUUAGCCUCCCCCCACCUCCAUGACCCCCCACCCCCCCGUCCCUCUUGGCCAUUCCAUGAUAAUAAGGGCAGAUGGGAGGAAUGCAGCAAAACUAAAAGAGAAGAGACAGGAUGGUUCUGGGUGGGUGACACCCCUCCUCCCCCCUGACACUCACCCACCCACCAGUGAUGAACACCUCUGAGGAUUCAACUGUGUGUGAGUGAGAUCAGAAAGUAAAGUGUAACGCAGUGACCAUGAAGAUUCUCAGCAGCUUCUGUCUCCUCCUCCUCCUCCUCAAACUUCCUAACAUUCUGCCGUUUUCUUUUUUCUAUUUUUUAUUUUGAUUGUUUUCUCCUUUUGGCGCAUGGUGUUCCAUCUCCUAAAUGAAAUGCCGACCCAUUAAAUCUUAACGCUGUUUUAAAGACAAAAUAAGUUAAAAAAAAGAAAAAAAAAAGAAUGAUUUUUAAAUAAUGUGCAAAAAAAGACCAGAGGAUGGAGAUGAUGCCAUUGAUAGUGCAGCACAAGUUUCCAUGUUGUUCUCCUCAUUGGCACGUGAGCGUUGUACAUCAGCCGACGGCUGUAUAAAUAAAUCAACUAUAGAGAGAA
Messenger RNA from Cynoglossus semilaevis (tongue sole), 1644 nucleotides. It is a transcript of the gene grb2b, whose product is annotated as growth factor receptor-bound protein 2b. The record is from RefSeq and is a predicted model, not a curated record. The coding region runs from base 316 to 978 and encodes 220 amino acids. The transcript has 6 exons. Gene Ontology annotation, molecular function: protein binding. Lineage: Eukaryota; Metazoa; Chordata; Actinopteri; Pleuronectiformes; Cynoglossidae.